Molecule: messenger RNA, 697 nt
Organism: Heterocephalus glaber (naked mole-rat)
Lineage: Eukaryota; Metazoa; Chordata; Mammalia; Rodentia; Bathyergidae
Source: RefSeq, a predicted model, not a curated record
GACGGGGCUAGGCCGGCCUUUCCGAGAAACGCGGCCUGUCCUGGGCGGUCUCAGGACUGUCUUCAUCUCCAGCCUGGGCGUUUCCGACUAAGGUGUGGCUGUCUCAUUCCCAAGUAACCCAGGAGUGGCCCUGUGGCUGUGGGUGGCCGUCCGCCUCCCACCACGCUCGUCAGACCUCCAGUAGCCAAAAUGGUGCAGCAGAUCGAUAGCAAAGAGGCUUUUCAGCAAGCCUUGGCUGCUGCAGGAGAUAAACUUGUAGUAGUUGAUUUCUCAGCCACAUGGUGUGGGCCUUGCAAAAUGAUCAAACCUUUCUUUCAUUCCCUGUCUGAAAAAUAUUCCAACGUGUUGUUCCUUGAAGUAGAUGUGGAUGACUGUCAGGACAUUGCUGCAGAGUGUGAAGUCAAAUGCAUGCCAACCUUCCAGUUUUUUAAAAAGGGUGAAAAGGUGGGUGAGUUUUCUGGCGCUAAUAAGGAAAAGCUUGAAGCCACCAUUACUGAAUUAGUCUAAUUGUGUUUUCUGAAGAAUAUAAUGAGCUAUCCACUGUGUAAAACUUUUAAUUUUUUUUAUUUACGAAAAAUAUGAAGUAUGGAAACUAUAUACCCAACUGCCAUCUGAUUAUAAAUGACAAUAAAAUAUUAAUUCUACCCUUUUUAAAACUGGUGUCUGAAUAGCUUUUAAAAUAAAUGAGAAAAGGCCA